AAAGAGCAUGUCAGUUUGAAAGUCGUUCGGGUUAUUCGAUCAUAUUUCUAACAAUAACAAUCCAAAUCAGAAAACUCAGCUUCGUAUGAAAAAAAUAUUAAUGCAUUAAUGGUUUGUUUGUGAUAAUCAAUGACAGAAUACAGAGUUAGGGUCAAAAUCGCACAAUAUUAAACCGGUUCCAUGGUGUCAAGCCAACACAUAAGUUGCGAUUGCUAUAAUCCAUAAACAAGUGCGCAUUUGAUAUUUUAUUUCAAGGGAAAAUCGCCCUUACUUCCAAUCAUCAAAGAAGGAAAAAAGUGACUGAAUUUACGAGGAGUUUGUCACGUAGUCAACUGCUUACUGUAUCGUAUGCCAGAAAUUCAAAUAAACACCCUUCAAGUACCUACUUAAACAAUCCUUUUUCUAAAUGCAAAUUUCGAAAGUGCAUUUUAAAAAUAACAACAUUAUGUUCUAAAUCAAGUUGUUUGUUUAUCGCCGUCGUAAAUAAUAGUUGACAAUCGCAAAAUAUAUUGUUAGUUACUUAAAUCAUGUGAUUUCAUGUCAUGAGUCAAAGUCAGAGAGAUUCCAUCAUUCAUCUAGUCGCAGGGGGUGUUGCCGGAACGACCGGCGCCAUCGUGACCUGCCCCCUGGAAGUGGUGAAGACCCGCCUGCAGUCCUCCAAAAGCGGCUUCGUGUGCCCCCCCGUGCCCGGCGAGAGCCCCGUGCCUCGCACCACGUGCCGCACCGUUCCCCCCCAGCGGCGCCGCCUAUGGACCACGUGCCACAACGGGCGGCCGCAGGUGGUUGCCCUUUCCGGGUGCACUUCGGUGCCCGGGCAGUCGUUGAGUAUUGUGCAGUGUCUGAGGCAUAUCGUGAGGCAUGAGGGGCCCAUGGCGCUGUUCAAAGGUCUGGGUCCCAACCUGGUGGGCGUGGCCCCAUCGCGGGCAGUCUACUUCUGCACCUACUCGCAGGCGAAGCUGUUCUGGAACGGGCUGCUGCCGCCUGAUUCGCCCGUGGUGCAUGUGUGCUCAGCUUCGUGCGCCGGCUUCGCUGCCAGCACAUUGACCAAUCCCAUCUGGUUCGUGAAGACGAGGCUGCAGCUGGACGUGAACGGGCAAAGCGGUGAUACGGCGAUGCAAGUGGUGCGCAGGAUAUACGCGCAGUCGCUUCCCAUGAUCUACAAAGCGCAGAUACGGCCAGUUUUAGAAUACUGUUCCCAUGUAUGGGGUUCAGCACCCAAACAUACGCUGAUGCUCUUAGAUUCCAUCCAGAGAAGAGCCAUUCGCCUGGAGGGUGAUGCCACACUCACCAACUCUUUGACCCCAUUAGAAGACCAAAGAAAAGUCGGCGACCCUUUACUAUCCAUUAGAUACUUCCACGGGAAAUGUUCCUCAGAAAUCCCUGCUAAAAUUCCAUCACUAGCAAUACCAGGCUUCCUGGGCUUCUACAAAGGCAUAACCGCCUCUUACAUGGGCAUAACCGAGACGAUAGUCCACUUCGUAAUAUACGAGGCGAUCAAAGCGGAGCUGAUGGCGCACCGAUCGCACGUUAGCGACGAAAAGAGCUCAAAGGACUUCUUGGAGUUCAUGAUGGCGGGCGCCAUUUCCAAGACAGUUGCUUCUUGCAUCGCUUAUCCCCACGAAGUGGCCAGAACGCGCUUGAGGGAGGAGGGAAACAAGUACACGGGGUUUUGGCAAUCGUUGGGGUUGGUUUUCAAAGAGGAGGGCGUUCGAGGGAUAUACAGGGGGUUGACGACGCAGUUGGUCCGGCAGAUUCCUAAUACGGCGAUCAUGAUGUCCACAUAUGAGGCUGUCGUUUAUAUUUUGACGACUAGGUUCAAUACGGAGUUUUAUGGAAAAGAGGAGGAACAGUAGAGUUUGGUUGUUUUUUUUUGAGUAGGGAUCGCUUCGGAGCCCAUAGUGGAAACUUAAGUGUUCUUUAGCAUACAAAUUACUAUCGGCGGUGAUAUUUGAGUUACAUCCCUGGAGUUUUUGUAAGUCUGUAUUAUACAAACAAUAUAAAUAUUUAUAUAUAUAUAUGAGAUAAUUAUUGAAUUAUUGCUACGCAGGGUGUCGCUUGUUUUCUGUUAUUACUCGAGCUGAUGUUAACGGAACUGAAAAUUUGAUAUAUUAUAGAAAAAUAAAGAUUUAUUGAUAC
Messenger RNA from Phaedon cochleariae (mustard beetle), 2136 nucleotides. The record is from the annotation of a GenBank genome assembly. Lineage: Eukaryota; Metazoa; Arthropoda; Insecta; Coleoptera; Chrysomelidae.